This is a messenger RNA of Harmonia axyridis, 1727 nucleotides long. It is a transcript of the gene Lmx1a, whose product is annotated as LIM homeobox transcription factor 1-beta.1. The transcript is spliced from 5 exons. The coding region runs from base 259 to 1323 and encodes 354 amino acids. Gene Ontology annotation, molecular function: DNA-binding transcription factor activity, RNA polymerase II-specific; RNA polymerase II transcription regulatory region sequence-specific DNA binding. NCBI's taxonomy places the organism in Eukaryota, Metazoa, Arthropoda, Insecta, Coleoptera, Coccinellidae. The record is from RefSeq and is a predicted model, not a curated record. Gene Ontology annotation, cellular component: nucleus. Gene Ontology annotation, biological process: regulation of transcription by RNA polymerase II; neuron differentiation.
GCUGCGCAACGUUUUCGAUCUUCCCUCUCGCCUUCGACCCCUAUGGGAGGACCUUUCCACCCCUGUGAUGUGAGCUGUCACCGCCAAUCUAUAGUAAAGGGACUUGGGACAGUUGUAAAGUAACAGCGCUUUUGGCCGUACAUAAAAAUAUUUUGAUCGUGGAAGGCCUAUUUUUGUGUCGAUCUAACCUUCUUGUGCGUUUGGUGAAUCGAGAGUGCUGUGCGUCCUAGUGGUCAAAACUUUUGUUGUUUUUCGAUUAUGUUGGAGUUUUAUCCAAAUUUGAACUUGAAUGGGACUGUCCUGCCGGACCAUGGAAUAUCAGUGCAGGAUUGUAGUAGAGCAGAUCCGACGCUUAUCAAAUGUGAAAAAACGUACGAAAUGUGCGAGGGCUGUGGUAGGAAAAUUCACGACAGAUAUCUCAUGCGAGUGGGUGAUGCAAGUUGGCACGAGCACUGUUUAGCCUGCUGCGUAUGUGGCGUCCUUUUAAAUCAUUCCUGUUACACAAGAAACACUAAACUAUAUUGCAAGGCUGAUUAUGAUAGGAUAUUCGGAGUCAAAUGCUCAAGAUGCGGAGACCGUCUGCUGCCACACGAGAUGGUGAUGCGAGCGCAGCAGCACGUAUUCCAUCUUCCCUGCUUCGUCUGCGUCAUCUGCUGCCAGCCGCUGCAGAAGGGUGAGCAAUUUGUUAUCAGGGCCGGACAGCUGUUCUGUCGACAGGACUACGAGAAGGAAAUGUAUCUUAUGCAAGCAGGAUCGGGAGAUGAUGACAUGUUAGAUGAAAACAGUAGGCCUAGAGAUGGCCGAAGAGGUCCAAAAAGACCUCGGACGAUAUUGACAUCUGCCCAGAGGCGUCAAUUCAAAGCAUCAUUCGAAGUAAGCCCGAAGCCUUGUAGAAAAGUUAGAGAAGCGUUAGCCAAAGAAACUGGGUUAUCUGUUCGAGUUGUCCAAGUCUGGUUUCAGAAUCAACGAGCAAAAAUGAAGAAGAUCCAGAGGAAAGCCAAAGCUGAUGAUGGUAAAGGGGACAAAGACAAAGGGGAUAAAGAAGACAAAGUAAUCAAAGAAGAAUCGCCUUCCAACGAUCACUAUUUGGAUACUUAUCCAACACAUUCUGGAGACAGCUUCUGCAGUUCGGAUAUAUCGCUAGAUGGCAGUACCAAUUUUGAUCAACUUGACGAAGCAACUUCAGAUACCCUAUCCCUGCAAAACCUAGAGCUUCAAUCCAGUCACCAUCAACAUGAUUCCCUACCUUCAUCUGGAUCGAUAGCUAAUCCGAUUGACAAACUCUACCUCAUGCAAAAUUCUUAUUUUAGCACGGAACAAUAAGCAAAUACUAUUUUUGUUUUCUCUCAGAUGUUUAUUAUAUCAUUGUUUUUUUUUGUAUAUAGUAUUUAUUUUUAUAGUUUUUUUUUAUAUACCAUUCAUUUUUUUCUAACGUCAGCAAUCUAACCACUGAGAUUGAUACACUAUAGGAAAAAAAAUUAUUUUAUUCAAAGCAAAGACGAACUUAUGUUAGCCUCAAGUUUCCUAUCCUAUUUUGAUCAUUUUUAGUGAAUUUUGUGUUUAUUUCUAGAAACUCAUUUUCACAUUUUAUUUUUGUGUUCAAUUUCAGUGAAGAAACAGUGACGUAUACUGUAUUUGUACAUAUGUAAUUAUUAUUUACAUAAAAACCGCUUGUUCCUUCUAUUACCAAACCUGAUUGCAUUGUAAAAUAAAGCACGUGCUACAUU